UGCAGAGAGUGUGCUACAGUGGUGCUUUAUCCGUUAAAACAAACCAUGUCGUUACUACAGAUUCGAUUUAUUUAACAUAAUAACAUUCAUAAUUGGGUAAUGUACAGGAAUCCUCCAUUUAACAAGAAAGGGCUGUGCCAUAAGACUCAAUGGGUUUACUGAAUGUAAGUCAGCUUGCAGUAAGAACUGCCAGGUGCUACCUGAGUCCCUUUUCAACACCAAAAUCAUGGAUUUCCACCAGAACCAUCGCUCUGGGCGGCAAGAACAUCCUGCUCAUGGGUCCUCCUGGAGCAGGGAAGACCACAGUGGGGAGGAUAGUGGCCCACAGACUGGGACUGCCUGUCAUUGAUGUUGAUGACGAUGUCUUGGAGACGACAUGGAAGAUGCCCGUCGCUGCCAAGCUGGCAUCAGUCGGUGGACAGCGUUUUCUACAGGAGGAAGGUCAGGCUUUGUGUAACUUCUCUGCCUCUGGGUGUGUUGUUUCCCUGACAGGCUCGAACCCUCUUCAUGCUGAGGCCAUGCAGCACGUCAGAGAGACCGGACUGGUCAUCUACCUGGACGUGGACAGCGAGGAUAUCAUACAGAGGCUCACCAGGAUGAAGGUGAACAGGAUAGUGGGCCAGGAGGCAGGGGUAUCCAUGAGGGACAUUCUGCAGUACAGGAAGCAGUUUUAUGAUAAGUGGCUCGAUGUGCGUGUGCUGUGUGGAACAGGGGACACGGUGGAGGAAGUAGCGGAGAAAGUGUUAAAGGCUGUGGAGAGAUAUCAAAAUCAUGCUGCAGAAACGUUUGUGUCAACCAGGUGUGACACUGUGGGAUCAUCCAAUAAGAAAACAUACUUCAGUGAUGUGGUUAUAGAGGGUCUGGCCACAGAUGGAGGCCUCUAUGUUCCCAAAAAUGGCUUCCCAAAGAUUGAUGCUCGUGAAUGGCUGAGAUUGGCUGACAUGUCAUACCCAGAGCGAGCGUUAGUUUUACUUGAAAAGUGCAUCCACCCGCUGGAUAUCUGUGCUUUGGAUCUCAGAACAAUGGUGUUCAAGGCGUAUGGUUCAAACUUUUCUUGUGAGGCAGUUGCACCUGUAAAACAUCUCAAUCACAACCAGUACGUUCAGGAGCUUUUUCACGGCCCCACCGCCUCAUUUAAAGACCUCGCUUUGCAGCUGAUGCCCCAGCUCUUCGCCUACUGCCUCCCGCCGAUGUGCAACUACCUCAUCCUGGUGGCCACGUCCGGAGACACCGGCAGCGCAGUGCUCAGCGGCUUCAGCAGGCUCGACGGGACUGACAGACACAGGAUCGGCGUGCAGGUGUUUUUCCCGGAGGAAGGGGUGAGUGAGAUCCAGAAGCUCCAGAUGAUCAGCUACAGGGAGGGAAACGCCAGGGCCGUGAGCGUCCUGUCAGACUUUGACUUCUGUCAGAGAACCAUCAAGAGGAUGUUUGGAGAGUCCGGGCUGACGGGGCACCUCGCUGUGGAGUACGGCACCGUCCUCAGCACCGCCAACUCCAUCAACUGGGCACGGCUGUUGCCACAGGUGGUCUACCACUCCUCGGCCUAUCUGGAUCUGUGCAGAGACGGCGUUGUCAAGUUUGGGGAGCCCAUCGAUGUUUGCAUCCCUACUGGUAACUUUGGCAACGCCAUGUCAGCCGUGUACGCCAAGCAAAUGGGCAUCCCGAUAAGAAAAGUCAUCUGUGCGUCCAACCACAACCGCAUCAUCACAGACUUUAUCACCACAGGCGAGUACGAUCUCCGGGGACGGCCGCUGAUGCUCUCCCACUCCCCGGCUAUAGACAUCCUGAAAUCCUCCAACCUGGAGAGGUUUAUCUACCACGUCUCAGGUGGAGACGGACGCCUCGUCAAGGACCUGUUCACGCGCUUAGACGGACGGCAGCACUUUCUGGUUCCUGAGCAUCUCCUCGGCAGGAUACAGCAGGAAGUGCUGGCCGGCUGGUGCUCCGAAGACGACUGCCUGGGCGCCAUCCGGAGCAUCCACGCACAGACGGGCUACGUCAUGGACACACACACGGCCGUGGCUAAAGUCGUGGCCGACAGGCUGCAGGACGGUUCGUGCCCCGUGGUGCUUUGUUCCACCGCUCACUACGGGAAAUUUGCUCCCGCUGUGUUCAACGCUUUACAAAUCCAAAAUAUUCCAGAGGAUCCGGUCGAGCAGCUGAGGACGCUCGGCUCGACUGCGUCCAGACCAGAGAUGCACAGAGACGUGAUGAAAUGCCUGAAGGAAAGUGGCAGGAGGGCACACACUGUCUGUCAGGCGGAGUACGGUGUGUUGGUAGAGGAGGUGGAGAGCAUGAUACACGACUCCUUCUUGAAAGUUAUGUAGAACCAUUUUAGCUUUUGUUGAUUUCCACCUUAAAUUACUAAUUUAAUUUCAAUUAAUGUAAAAAAUUCAGCUGAACAGCAUAAAAGUUGAAAGAAAUUCAAACAGAAAAAGAAUAAAUAAGAUAAAAAUAAAUAAUAAAUACCAGGUAUAAGCAGGCGUGGUGAUAAAACUGACAUAAUUUAAGAGGCCGAUUCCUGGCUGAGCCGGCAGGAUGGAGAACACAUUCACUUUUAUUGUACUGUAAUGGAGCUCUGAAGUGUUUUCUAGCUCAAUUUAAAGCCUAUUGAUUAUGCAACAUUUCUUAACAUCAUUAUCCGGAGUCCUGGCCCACUAGAUGGGGAUGUCUGCUCAGCCACUGUUGUGCUGUGUGGGAAGCGUUUCAGCACCAACAACAGCAGUUUAUGUGUUUUGCUUUAAGGGGAGUCAGAAGAGCAAAUAAACCAGUAAUGUGUGAGUUUAAAAUCAAUAUCUGCAGUCAGGGAGAUAAUUAUGUUCUUAAAGUUAACUGUACGCUCAAGCGUUGAGCUAUGGCAGCGUAUAGUUCCCCUUUGUCUCCACAUAUUUUCAGUGUAAUAUGUAUUGAUUGGUAAAUUACAACUGUUUUUAUCCAGGAAAGGUGUUGCAGAGUCCUGUGAUUGUCCACCGACUCAUUAACUACCUUUGUUUAUUUAUUUAUUUAUUUUUUUAAGAAUCACUUUUCCAGUGUUUAAAACAAAGACUGUUAAUUCCUGUCUUAUUUUGUUCUCUACAGAAUAACAGUAUAAAUUCAGUAGUUUGACAUUUUGGGAAAUAUGCUUAUUCACGUUCUUGCUGUGAGUCAGAUCAGAGGAUUGAUGGCACCCUCAAAGUCUUUAAGCUAAAUGUGUAGCUGUGACAGAAACAGCUGGCCUGGCCAAAAUGUCGAGCCGCUCCACUCUAAACCUCAGCGUGAACGGCAGCAUUAGCACGACUCCUAAUGUAAUUAAUAUAAUUUAAAUGUCACUGUCUUAAUAUUGAAGCUGCAGCUGAAUAAAAAUGAGUGAAAUGCC
Seriola aureovittata is the source of this 3355-nucleotide messenger RNA. Its product is annotated as threonine synthase-like 1. Bases 150 to 2327 code for a protein of 725 amino acids. The record is from RefSeq and is a predicted model, not a curated record. Lineage: Eukaryota; Metazoa; Chordata; Actinopteri; Carangiformes; Carangidae. Gene Ontology annotation, cellular component: cytoplasm. The transcript has 3 exons.